Messenger RNA from Pocillopora meandrina, 6121 nucleotides. The record is from the annotation of a GenBank genome assembly. Lineage: Eukaryota; Metazoa; Cnidaria; Anthozoa; Scleractinia; Pocilloporidae.
GAAAAGCUGGAAAUUCGAUCAAGAUACUUCAAGCACCGCCCACAGUCCACUGGUUAAAUACGCUACCGUGUGAUCCUGUCUGGAAGAUCGUGGAUUUAACGCCAGUACAACCGCAAGGAAAGCGACGCUAUGACGUUCCUUUACAGUUUCUUCAUCGUUGCUCUGAUGACUUGUUCGGUAGCUUCUACAUCACAUGGACAUGGCUUCAGGGUCAGAGGACGCUGCGAGCCUGUGCCACCUUUCUGCCAGAACUUGACAAACGGCGGUAGCUACUCUUACAUGCGACUCCCAAAUGUUUUUAACAAUUUUCAACUCUCGGAAACUGUCGAGGCGAUCAUGCCCUGGGCCCCUCUCGUCGGAAAGUGCCAUUCUGGCCUUAAGAUGUUCCUGUGCGCCAUUUACGCGCCGAUUUGCCUGUAUGAUAAAGAGAAAGGAGACUAUGUCAACAUCAAGCUGUGCAAGUCGUUUUGUGAGAGCGUGAGAAAGAGCUGCGAGCCCGUGAUGAGUAGUUAUAAUUAUACAUGGCCAAGUCACGAUGCCUUCAAUUGCACGGGGUACAUGGACAAUCUUAUGUGCGUUCGAGAAGACUUCGUUUCGACCCCAAAGCCUCCUCCUCCAGGUACCUUUUUACAAUUUGAGAUCGGGAUUGACGUAUAAUAAUACGCUUUACGUCUUUCAUGUGUUUAUUUAAACCUAGGUGAUUUAAAACAUUGAAGGCUGUACAACACCGGGCACAAAUGACCACUAUAUUUAGACACAAGAUUUGAAGUAUUCUCUUUUCUAGAGAACAAUCUCUGAAACUAUGGUAGUUUGGCUAUCGUAAGGGGGGGGGAGAACUCGUCAGAUUUAGCUACAAAAUAGAUUGUUUUGUGCCAAUCUGUUUUUCACCAACCAACCCAUUGCUAAAUAUAGAGGUGCUUACGGAAAGGGAGCGAAGCAACGGAAGUCAGAGGAACAUUUUCCGUUGAAUCCAUCUCUUAAGUAUUUCCUACCAAUAUAUCUUUUUCAUCUUUUUUUUUCAGUCAAAGACGUGAUUUGUGACCCAGAUUUAAACAACGAUGCUGUCCUUCAGAAUAAAGCUUGUACGAGUGACUUGGGUGAGAAUUGCUAAUGACUUUGUCAUAUUAAUAAAAACACGUAUACAAAAUCUUUUGGGGACAUUCCAGAUUUUGGUUUCUCUACGGUAGUUUUAGUCAAAAUGUACGACAUGUAAAAAUCGAAAAUCAUGAAAUAAGUUGUUCUAGCACACUUGAGUGUCGGGAGCGUAAAGUUAUGCAAAAUUUUUCGCCUUAGACGUGACUCGGAUAUUUUUAUUAUGGAAAGUAAUUUGAAAAAGGCCAGUGAGUCAUUAAGCUGAAAAGUGUGUAGCAAAGGUUGGAAAAUUUGUCGCCUCGAGCCUUUGAAUAGGUGUCAACGGUUAUACAAGUGUUAGCGUAUUUUUAACGCUAUGCAAAUGUCUCAGACCACCAAAUGUGAUUCUGUAUUACGCCACUUUGCAAAUCCGUCCCGUAUCUGGAUGGUUCACUUCAGCGAAACCGCAACCGUUUGAAAAGUUUCAUUUUCGCCUCAGCCCCAGAAAUAUCUGCCAUGAUUGCGCAUUUCGAUGUGUUAUCGCAAUUUCUCGACGCUUUGUAGGACCGGUUCACGUAAUUUCUGAAUUCUCUAUAAAUCAUCACAGGUAAUUAACAUGACAGGGGCCUUUCAUUUGAGAAAUUUCACAUUAUAAUUAGCGACGCUCUCGAAAAUGUGCCUCGAGCUUUCUGUGCGAAAACAGCCGUCUGGGGUUAAGUUAAAUUUAAAAGGUGAAGCGAGAUUUCUUGCAAAUCUAUCGUGAUGUGUUUUGACUACGUACUUCAGUGCGCGCCGAAAAUGAGCAGUGAUUGAUUAGUAAUUAGCUAAAGUGAACGGCAUUUACGUCGUAUGAACGUAUUUAUUACACGUCUGUCAUCUUGGCAGAUUCCUUAACACGCUAUCCAAUUAAAAUUGAACCCAAUGUCUGAUCAAACCUAAAACCAUUGAUUUACAACGUAGAGAAUUGCAAACAAAAAAAAUCGUUUUGCAUGCCUCUGUUCUACAUUUCCUAGUUCAUUCGAAUCUCUUUUUGGGAGAGAACGAUUCUAACCGGAGCUUUUAUAUCUAUCUGUGAGAAUUAAAGGCUUUGUUCUUAGCCAUUACCGAACGCCCGUAAUACAUCUGACUUCGACCCCGAGGACGUUUGAAUUAAUUUUUUGCUGAUAAAGUUUGCACCAUAAGACCAGAUAAGAAUUUUAUAUUUAAAAGCUUAAUGAUGUAAUAAACCAUCAAAUGUUUCAAAUUGGGUAGAAUAGGUUUGAACUGGUUGUGAUGUUCAAAGUUUGUGUGGAGGAGUCGAGAAAGUGAUUAGUGAGUUUACUGACCCCGGCAGCCGCUCAUUAUCGGCCACCAUAUCUCACCGUUAAACCUUUUAACAGUCGAGGUUUUGCAGAUAAAUACUACUCACAUCAAUUCGGUGUCUGAAACGGCAGAGAUAAGAGUGAUACGGGCAGGAGUUUUGUACCACCUCAAAGAACUGCGACCUAUCAUUUGAUAAGCAACAGGCAUAGAAAAACACUUAUAUUUCGAAUUUGAUAACCUUCGCCAAUAGGAGGUGAAUGUAAGUCACUUACCUGCCCAAACAUUUAUUUAAUACACAAUUUUCAUUGGUAUGAAUUUGAAUGAUUCUUCUUCUCUCAAAAACCGUGUUGGCACUUAACCAAGGCGUUGAAAUAGGCAAAAGUUUAAUAAAAGUUCAGGUCCAGAAUCGAAAGGGCCGAUUUCGAUUUUAAAGCUGUGCGAUGAAGUUGUCCUAGCAACGUAAAACUGCUUAGUACAAUAUGUUAUAUCUGAUUUGUGUGGCAAACAAAAUUUAAUAAGAUCAAAAUUGGUUUAAGUUUAAUGAUCAAGGAAAAAGGAUAAGCUCACAAAUGAGAUCCAUUCGGUGAUCUAACUAAGUGGAUGAGCUGAUGGUCGCAAUUAUCAAAUUAAUUCUCGAAAAACUGUUGUCUUUGUAUGCUAUUCUUUCACCUCAACUCCAUUUCAGUGUCAUCAUAGUUGGCCCCAAGGUCUAGAAAUAUCGAAGCGGUUCACCUUGUAAUUAGAAUGAUGACAAUCUGUGGAUAGCAGAACUAGACCUGAAGCAUAUACCGCUAAAUACCAAUCGCUUGUCCCUACUUCGGACGAAGUGUUUUAAAAACCUAAAAAGUAAUGCAAUAAACCGCUUGAAAAUGACUAAGAAAUAAACGCUUCGUUUAGCCCAUACGCAUCAAAUGAUUUUACAAAAGAUAACACUAGAUUGCCACAGGUAUAGACAUUCAUCCCGUUACGGGGAGUACAGCUUAAAAUGACUUGCUUUAUCCAGAUUCAUAAUGCUAGAUCUUAUUAGAUUUUGGUGUUAUCUCUAGUCAGUUAAGCUUGAAAAUAGGUUGCAGUUGCCAAGGUCAAAAGAAGGUCGUCGGAGACUUAAAGAGAAAUGAUAAAAGCAUAAAAUCUGAUUUAAAUUUAUCUUAUAUAUUGUUUUGCUAAGAUCAAUUAAGAUUGGACAGAAGAGAUGAGUGUUGUCUUCGCAUUCAUGGGACACGAAGAUCACUCUAGCUAAAGCUAAAAUUUCCUCGUGGCUAAAAAAGAAAAUACUUUGCAAUGUUUGUAAAUUACCACCCACGUCUGUCUUAAGCUAUUGAGCUUUACUUUCCAGACAUCCACUGUGCCCUCAAGAUCUGAUGGAUUUCCAAGACCCCCGAAGCUAACCACGAACUUACCCCAAUGCAAACACAAUCAAAUUUAUGUCUUAAAUUCAAAGUUUUUUUCUUUUUUCUUUCUUUUUCUUGUUUCCUUAUUUUGUUUUUGAUUUUUUUAGUCAAAUUGUAGCUUUAAAUUCUGGCUACGUGGCCUUAUCUAUCACCAUUUUCUGAUGAAAAUUGUUACAUUUGAUUGAAUUUAACUGUUAAGACAAACUAGGAAAUGCAUCUACUGCGGGUGAAUCAGAGGGUGAAAGCACAGAGAAGAUUGAUGAGUAGAAUGCCGAAGGAAGACUUCAAAGAAUAUUAUUAAGAGAUACAAAACCGCCCCUCUAUCUAGAAAGCUCUCAAACUUGCUAUUUGUUUUUUCAACGCAGUUAUUCGCGCAGAGGUGUUGGGAACACGAGAAUCAAAAGGUGACAGCUCCUAUACUUUGAUCAAAAUCAAGAGGCACAAGAAAUCUGCCAGGCAAGGAUCCCGCAGCCAGAGAAAGACGAAGAAAGCUGUCGAAAGCGUCGACCGUGUACUGCUACCAAGAAAAGGCUGCAAGAACGUGGCGGGAAGAGUGAAGAAAGAGGUUACACAUUUGAUAAUACUCGACAGGAAAAUAGGAAAGAAGAUAAAGUACAUCGUAAAGGCCAUUGUGCCAUGGAAGUCCAAGCGACAUAGAAAAAUCAUGAGGCAGAGAGGCAACUGCAAAUAACUGAGCAAUUUCCAGAAAGUUCGUGUGGAUAAAAUUUGACAAAUUCAGGACUCAUUCUCGAACAAAUCUUCUUCCUACAGACUGAAACUAGAUUCAAUGUUUUGAUUCUGUUUGCUUGGGAUAUUUUUGACCAAAUACAAGAGGAAGUUUUAAUGUUUUGGCCUUUAAGGACUUGUCAGUGACCAGAUAUUUAUCUACACGACUGAGAAAUUUCGCCGAAUGUGUAACUGGGUUAAGAAAUCCUGUAGUUUUUCAGACACCCACGAUUCUCAGUUCAUUAGAAGAGUAGUUUUUAAUUAAAAGGCUUCUGGCAGAGAACAAUAAGCCUUUUUGCUCUCGAAUGAUUACAUUUUAAACCUUUUUUAAAAUAAUUUGAACCUAUUUCAAUACAACUUGUAAUAGACAAUCCAAUAUAUCUAAUGAAGUGGACUUGUCGCCGUAAACGUGCUUUUGCUAAAUUUGAUGAUGUACUGUUGGAAUGCUUGAUAUGCUUUGUAUUCGAAUUUUUUUUCUGUAGUCGUUGAACCAUUGAUAUGUGCCUACGUUGUGCACCGCGUAAAAUUCGUGUUACUUUGUGAGAUUUUUAACUGUCACGUUUAGUUAUCAGUUCAAUUAUAUGAAAAAGAGGCAUACUACGUCAUGUAAGUUAACCCAAACAUCCUCGGUAAAGUCACCAAGCGCUUGUCUCUGCGAGGGCUAUGGUUGGCAAUGUCGUAAUUUACUUCAUAAGUUUAUCGUCCAGUAAAGAAAACAUAGCAUUUAUCGCACAGUAGAUAAAUUAGUUAUUUUGUAUGUAAUUUGUAAGCACGUGGUGCUAAAGCCUUCUAGUACUAAAGGCACUUUUAUCCAUAAAUUAAUAUAACCAUUUAGAGAAAGACAUUGUCUUAUCGCUUGUGGUCACCUGGGUGACGGAUAAUGCGCACAGGCGAGGGGAAAAACUGGGAGCCCAAAGCAUAACAGGGAUUUUAAUGGGAGUCGGUUCCCGGCGGUGUACCGCAGCCGUUAAGACCGCCCACCGCCGUCUGUUUAGCCCACGAGGGUGCUUCGUGUUUGGGUGUAGCUUUUUGGCUCUUUUGCAGGCACAGCCGCCUAUUACAACAACCGAAAACACUUAUGGAAAAGUCACUGAAACCACUGCAUAAUAGCUGGUCAUAAGACUCUGCGCUCUCUGUUUUCUUCAAAAAUACCACAUUUCUCUCUGAAGUUGAGAUUUAGGCUGAUAUUAAGCAGGUUAAAACGUAAAUUGAAACUUAAUCUAUUUCCUCUAUCUUUGACGAAGAGAAGUCCACGUUUAAAUUGUUUCGGAUCAUAUUUAAUGACAUUGGUUGGAGUUUCUUCACUAAGCCAAAAGGCUGUGUUGAAACAAAAACAGCGUUCAGAAACAUUCAGCGGCCUUGUUGUGCACAGUUCCAAUAGAAUGAUUACUUUAUGAUUGGCUCGAGGCUUACCGUAGCAUGCCCUUUGGAGAUUACCGUAAUUUUUUCAAAAGAUUGUUUUACAGUAGAUACCCGAAAUAGUGCCCAUGCGCAUUACGAUAGGCCAAGGGCGCGAAUUGAAUUUUCGAAAUCGUGGCCAGAAUUAAUCAGUUUCUGUGUUAUAGCUAUUGCGUGGAUAAAAAUAAAAGCUGGAGUCAUUGUUUUAAAGCUGGCCCAAAAGUUUUUAAGCG